Molecule: messenger RNA, 1581 nt
Organism: Cryphonectria parasitica EP155
Lineage: Eukaryota; Fungi; Ascomycota; Sordariomycetes; Diaporthales; Cryphonectriaceae
Exons: 3
Coding region: 1-1581 (526 amino acids)
Source: RefSeq, a predicted model, not a curated record
AUGGUGCCUUUCCCCUCGUCGGCCUCGUUCAAAUGGAAUCCCGACCCGCUGGCGUUUUCCCUCGCCUACCUUAGCACGGAGCUCUUGAGCUUGAUCUUUGAGGAGCUCCUUGAAAUCGAUCCUCAUAGUGCCUGGACGGCUCGUCUUGCGUGCCGGCGGCUAGAAUGUGUGGGGACUCCUAUUCUUUACAAGAUGAUGUUGUUGAGCGAGCGCAAGAUCUCUGUGAUGUGCGAACAGCACGUUCCUUCGGCCCUCGAGAAGAUGUAUGCGCACACUCGUUAUCUCGUCGGCUAUAGCAACCUAGACCCCGUGAGGAUGAAGACCAUCGUGGAGAGAAUCAAGAAGUUGGUAUAUUUCCACUUUUCCUACGUGGACGGCAUAAUCAAGUCAGGGGAGUUCUAUCUGCCAGGAGACAUCAUCGACAUAGAAAAAAUGCAGCGCGACGAGAUCAGGCUGCUCAUCGAGAACCUCCCGCUCCGCAAUUUCGACCUGGACGAGGUGAACUUGUACAGGAGAGCUUUCCCGAUUCGGCACGCGAAGCACAUAAUCCACCUCAACGUGGCGCCCCCGACAACGCCCCUCGUGACACGGCUGAGGUCGCUGUAUGGACUCCUCUUGACGGCGCCGGACCUUGAGGUGCUGCAGAUUGAGGACCGUGGCCAGGGAACUCAAUUCGAGUUUGGGGAGGGCAACAUGUUGCCGACGCUGCGCGAGCUAUGCCUCCGCUCCUACGACUGGCGACACACGCGCGAUGACAUGGACUCUCACUGGGCGCUUCACAAGCUGGUCCGCCUAGAGCUGAUCUCUGUGCCCGUGUUCAACUUCCUCAUAGCGGCCCGCUUCCCCCAGCUAGGAAAUCUGAAGAUCCUGCGUUGUGAUGACUUCAGCGCCCACCUGCCGGACUGUCGCCGGCAAGCCACCGACAAGCUGGUUACGCUGGUGCGCGACAACAUCAAGGCCCUGGAGGUGCUUUGCCUGACGCUUCAUAUGGAUCAGUUCCCUCCCGUCGACGUGCUGCGGAAACAUGGGCCCACGCUCCGGGAGCUACGGCUGCGCGACCACGUGGGAUUCUCUGAGGAGAACCGCGGGUGCCCGACGCUAUGCCCGACGGUGGUCGCGGCGCUGUCGAGAACCCUCCCGCGCCUGGAGGAGCUUGAGCUCGACAUGGACCUUCUCUCCGACCGCACCGCGCUGCGCUUCCUGGACGCCCUGGUCCUGUUCCCAAGACUGCACACGAUCACGCUGCACGUGCAGACGCGCAUCAGGCUGCUGGCCGAGGACCCGAUGGACAAGGGGAUGAACAAGGCCGAGCGGAAGCUGGACCUGGACCUGGACCGCGCCCACGCCCUGCACAUCGUGCGCUACCUGGCCCUGAACAGACGCAGGCUGCAGAACGGCCCACUGUUCCGGAACAUCACCAUCAACGUGGGCGGGUGGAAGCCCGUCAUGGUGCGCCGGCUGAGCGAGGCAUGGAGAGCGAUGAACCAGAAGGGCCUCUUUGCGGAACGGUGUUUUGUGAUGCAUGGGGGAGGGGUGCUCGAAGAUGGCUUCAAGGAGGUGCUCCCCACCCAGGUGAAGUAG